Molecule: messenger RNA, 732 nt
Organism: Aplysia californica (California sea hare)
Lineage: Eukaryota; Metazoa; Mollusca; Gastropoda; Aplysiida; Aplysiidae
Product: platelet glycoprotein Ib alpha chain-like
Exons: 3
Source: RefSeq, a predicted model, not a curated record
ACACCUGAACUUACACCUGAACCUACAACACCUAAACUUACAACACCUGAACCUACAACACCUAAACUUACAACACCUGAACUUACAUCUGAACUUACAACACCUGAACCUACAACACCUGAACCUACAAUAACACUUGAACCAACAACACCUGAACUUACACCUGAACCUACAACACCUAAACUUACAACACCUGAACCUACAACACCUAAACUUACAACACCUGAACCCACAACACCUGAACCUACAACACCUGAACCCACAACACCUGAACCCACAACACCUGAACCCACAACACCUGAACCUACAAUAACACUUGAACCAACAACACCUGAACUUACACCUGAACCUACAACACCUAAACUUACAACACCUGAACCUACAACAACACCUGAACUUACAAUAACACUUGAACCAACAACACCUGAACUUACAUCUGAACCUAGAACACCUGAACUUACAACACCUAAACUUACAACACCUGAACCUACAACACCUGAACUUACAAUAACACUUGAACCAACAACACCUGAACUUACAUCUGAGCCUACAACACCUGAGCCUACAACACCUGAGCCUACAACACCUGAACCUACAACACCUGAACCCAAGAGACCUGAACUUAUAACACCUGAAUGUGCAUCACCUGAACCAACAACAACAACAACAACAACAACAACAACAACAGCACAUGAACCUGCAACAGCAACAGCAACAACAACUCUUCUAUAA